UAGUACGGCGCGCGUGGCUCUCAGCGCGCGAUAUAAAGCCACCGCUGAGUGACAGCGCGCGCGUGAAAAGCCUCUGUCCUUGUUUCUAAGAGGACUUACGCCGCAGUCACUCCAGGCAGCAAGACCAGCGACCAUCUCCCAUGACAUCUUAAUGAAAUAUGACUGUGCUUCACUCCUUGACUGGAUUAAUGCCUAUGUAACCGUUCCUUUGCUGUCCCUCCCUUAUCUGUGUCCAAGUUUAAAGCCUAUUCUGUGGUCAUGGGGUCUAUAGUGUCAUUUUUGCCUAGGCUAAAGGUCUAAAGCGGAUACCAAGUGGAUCUAUGUUCCUUACAGACAAAAGAAACAGCGCAGGGAAAUUAGUGGAAGUUUGAGAUAAGGGAGGAUGCGGGCGACGUGUUGGUGUGCCGUGUUUCUCCUCACUCCGGCUGUCUACCUGGUUUCAAGUGCCCACGGUUCUAUCCCGGGGAAGUCGGAGCUGCUCAAAUCAGGGAGCCCCAAGUCAACGCUAAAGCAUAUAUGGACAGAAAGCAGUAAGGACUUAUCCAUCAGUCGACUUCUAUCUCAGACUCUCCACGGGAAGGAAAACGCAACAGCCCUGGACCUGCACUAUGACACUCCAGAGCCUUACUCAGAGCAGGACCUGUGGGACUGGCUGAGGAAUACCACGGACCUGCAGGACUCCAAGCCUCGAGCCAAGCGGCGGCCGAUGGUCAAGACGGGCAAGUUCAAGAAGAUGUUCGGCUGGGGCGAUUUCCACUCCAACAUCAAAACGGUCAAGCUCAACCUCCUGAUCACCGGAAAGAUCGUCGAUCACGGCAAUGGCACAUUCAGUGUCUUCUUCCGCCAUAACUCCACGGGCCAGGGCAACGUGUCCGUCAGCCUGGUCCCGCCCAGCAAAAUCGUUGAGUUUGAUUUGAUGGCCCAGCAGUCGGUCAUCGACUCCAAGGAUUCCAAGUCCUUCAACUGCCGCAUCGAGUACGAGAAGGUAGAGAGGGGCUCCAAGAACACGCUCUGCAACUUCGACCCGUCCAAGACAUGCUACCAGGAGCAGACGCAAAGCCACGUAUCCUGGCUCUGCUCGAAGCCCUUCAAAGUCAUUUGCAUUUACAUCUCCUUCUACAGCACCGACUACAAGCUAGUGCAGAAAGUCUGCCCAGAUUAUAACUACCACAGCGAUACUCCUUACUUCCCUUCUGGCUGAGAGUAGCCACUUAAGUCUCCCACGCGAAGGACAACGAGAGGCAAGGAUGGAGCUCUCUCCCCAUCCACAACAAAUACAUGUUCCCCGUACCGCCCAUACCAUGCGCUCAUGGCCCGGAUCUAUUCAAACGACUUGCAAAGAGAAGAAUUUGGCUAUUUGCACAAGUACCACAUGAAAA
Messenger RNA from Labeo rohita (rohu), 1379 nucleotides. RefSeq names its product neurexophilin 1 (gene nxph1). Lineage: Eukaryota; Metazoa; Chordata; Actinopteri; Cypriniformes; Cyprinidae. Gene Ontology annotation, molecular function: signaling receptor binding. The transcript is spliced from 2 exons. The record is from RefSeq and is a predicted model, not a curated record. Bases 383 to 1201 code for a protein of 272 amino acids.